Messenger RNA from Athalia rosae (coleseed sawfly), 1170 nucleotides. Its product is annotated as dynein regulatory complex protein 10-like. Gene Ontology annotation, biological process: cilium organization. The record is from RefSeq and is a predicted model, not a curated record. Gene Ontology annotation, molecular function: protein binding. The transcript has 4 exons. Bases 3 to 857 code for a protein of 284 amino acids. Gene Ontology annotation, cellular component: motile cilium; cytoplasm. NCBI's taxonomy places the organism in Eukaryota, Metazoa, Arthropoda, Insecta, Hymenoptera, Athaliidae.
UUAUGAUCAGAACUUACGUGCACGAUGUAUUGGAAAAAAUUUAUCGUGAAAUCACGCGGGAGGAGUCGUUCGAAUCGUUGGAACUUACCGUCAAUGAAAUAAUCAAAACUCAGGAGGGCGAACGUGAGCUUGAAAUAAACUGUGAGUUGUGGAACGAGCAGGCAAAACAACUCGGGGAACUGGUAGAAUACCAUAACUUGGAGUUUGAGGAAACGCGAAAAAAAAAAAUCGAAAUAGCUCAGGAUUUGAAUGCCGAAAUUGAUCGGUCAAUAUUUCGAAAUGGUUCAAAAUUGGGAUACGUCGAAAGGUGGGAAGGAGCACAGCUUGAAAAGCAAGAAUUAAAGCUGUCAGAAAAGGAAUCGGAAUUACUACGUGCGAAAGCGAACUGCGAAAAGUUAGAGAAGGCGGAUCAGAUAGUGUCCGGAGAGGUGAAAACUUAUCUCGAAGCAAACACCAGAGAAAUGGAGGACGAAAUUAUAUCAUGGACUAGCCAAUACAACGAGGAACUUGAAAGACGGCAGCAAGAGAUGAGCGAAUUUCGAGAGCACAUCAUGGAUCAAUUAUUGGAGUUAAACGAGUUAAAAGCGUUGAAAGACUCGAGGCAAGCUUUCAUCGAUGAGGUAACAGCUGAAAAGGAACGUUUGAUACGCGAAGAAGAAUAUUGGAAAGGAAUUCAUCGAGCUGCAACAAUAAUUCAAUGUCAAUGGCGGGGCUACAUGGUUCGUAAGCAAAUUGGUCCAUUCAAGGGCCUCUGGCUGAGACUCAAGAGGCGUAAACGGGGAGAAGGUUUCGCACGCAAACAUAUUGUUACAAUCCGUGAUGUUUUAUAUCAAACCAGUAUCACAACGGCAAACUGACGAGCUGACAGAAUCGAAGUAAUACUGCCUGCCGUCGAAGUAGACCAUGCAAAUUAGACAGGGGAAAUAUUAAACUGAUUCAACCAUUGUAACAAUAUACUGUAACACACACGUACGUACAUUCGUAUGCCAAUUUCUCCGGGUGAGGGGCGAUUUAUGUAUUAUGUAUAUCUAUGUGUAUAUAUAACUCAUGAAGCUUCGAGUAAAUUAUCUAAAUACGGGGACGUAUGUAUAAUAUAUACAUAUAUCCUAUUAUUCUCGCCACAAAAUGAAGAGAAUUGGAAAUGAUGAAAAAAAAAAAAUUAUAAAAACA